Messenger RNA from Cryptomeria japonica (Japanese cedar), 3682 nucleotides. RefSeq lists its product as uncharacterized. The transcript has 6 exons. Gene Ontology annotation, biological process: activation of GTPase activity. The record is from RefSeq and is a predicted model, not a curated record. Gene Ontology annotation, molecular function: GTPase activator activity. Bases 536 to 3265 code for a protein of 909 amino acids. NCBI's taxonomy places the organism in Eukaryota, Viridiplantae, Streptophyta, Pinopsida, Cupressales, Cupressaceae.
CCAGCGGCAAGGUGGAGAAAUUACCAUAACGACUAGCCAAGCUCAAGCCUUCUUAUGCAUAUUUUGAAUGUUGAAACCGCAACAAUGGGCUGCGCCAGAUGAGGAUGUGGCUGGUGGAAGUCUUGGUCAAAUUUUGUAUUAGAAAUUUCUUGGAUGUGGCUCGUCAGACAAAUAAUCCUGUAAGCGUAUAUGGUGGGUUUCUCCAUCCAUUAGAAGGGUACCAGAUGAGUGCCAUCCACGUUGUUGGUCCGGAUCUCAUGUUCCCAUUUUCUUGGGGGAAUAGUGUGAUAGCGAGUUUGUAGGCAGACUUGUGGCUAGAACUCUGCAUGGUUGAAUUUUAAUUAUUAUCAUAAUACCGAUUCACUUAAGAAAGACAUUGGGAAAAGCUGAAAAGGGAGGCUGUUUAUCUUUCAAGGAACUCAGGCCGUAUGUUGGGGAAUAUUUGAUAGGUGAUCUGGUACUUUUGGUUGCAAGGUUGCUUAAUGACAGUCUUAGGUAUGCUGACUUAAGGAGGAGGUUUCUUGUUGAUCCCCACAUGAUGGAAGAAGGGCAGAAAACUGCUCAUCUGAACAUGGACAAUCCAUUGUCCCAGGAUCCAGAAAGCAUAUGGGGACGUUUCUUCAGAAAUGCUGAAUUGGAAAAGAGUAUUGACAAAGACUUGUCAAGGCUAUAUCCAGAACAUGGGAGCUAUUUUCAAACCCCUGCAUGCCAGGCUAUGUUGAGACGAAUCUUGCUGGUAUGGUCACUGAGACACCCAGAAUAUAGUUAUCGACAAGGAAUGCAUGAGCUCCUUGCUCCUCUUUUGUAUGUUCUUCAUGUUGAUGUCGCACACCUCUCCCAUGUGAAACACCUGUUUGAGAAUCUUUCGGAUGAGAGAUUUGAUGGUCUACCACUCUUGGAAAACAAUUCAAGUCCAAGAGGGAACAUCGACAAACAAACAAAAAUGUCUCCAGUUGGCACUAAGUUAUCAGGUAGUCUAGAGGAUGAUAGAAGUUUGAGUGAUUAUGGGGAGGUGGACAUUCUUAAAUGCCAAGCAAAUAGGAUGAGGAUCAGCAGCAUUGAUGAACUUGAUCCAGAGGUUAGAGCUAUAUUUUCAGGAAGUGAUGCAUAUGGGGCAGAAGGGGAAUUAGGGGCUCUUCUGUCUGGAAGAUUCAUUGAACAUGAUGCAUACUGCAUGUUUGAUGCCUUAUUGAGUGGACAAGGUGGACUGAUUGCAAUGGCAGACUAUUUUAUGAACUACCCUGAGGUUGGCUUGGUGUCAGGAUUGUCUCCUGUUAUUGAAGCAUCUGCACAUUUAUAUAAUUUGCUUUCAGUUAUUGAUAGCUCUUUAUACAGUCAUCUUGUUGAGCUGCAUGUUGAGCCCCAGUUUUUUGCUUUGAGGUGGUUGCGUGUGCUUUUUGGUCGAGAGUUUGUGCUACAUGAGCUGUUGCUCAUUUGGGAUGCAAUAUUCUCAGCACCGAACAGUUCUCUUUUGUCAGAAGAUACUCACCAUUUAACUAAUAUUGCGUACUGUGAUCGUGGUGCAUUUAUUUCAGCAAUGGCAGUAUCAAUGCUCUUGCAUUUAAGAUCAUCAUUGCUAGCUUGUCCAGAUGCCACAACUUGCCUUAAGAAACUGCUCAACUUUCCAUGCAAUUCUGAUGUUAGAAAGUUGAUUGAAAAUGCUGUGUCAAUUCAACCUCUUGCCAUGAAUUCAGUUUGCAUCGCUCCUUACCUGUCAAAGAUGGGCCGGAAUUCAGACUACACUAGGAUGGGUAAACACACAAGAAGUACAAGUGUUUCUCCUAUGUGUCAAACACCUCCAAUUUCUUAUACAAGUGUCAUUAAAAACCAAAGAUCCAGUCCAUGCUCACCUGAUGGAUCAAGGGUAACAUUACCAGAGAGUUACUGGGAAGAAAAAUGGAUAACUUCAAUACUGCAGAAAGUGAUGCCUGAAAAAUCUUCCAGCAAUGAAGUUCAGGAUGAUAAUUCAAAGGACUCAGUUGGGCAUGGUGGUGAAAUUAUUUCAAUAGAUUCUUCAAAUCUGCAACACCUUGUUUUAGAUUCAAAUGAGGCAACAGAGCAACAGAUAUCAAGAAACAAAAAUUGUGGAACAUCACUGAAACAUGACCUGGAUGCUGUUUCAAGUGGAACUCGUGACUCGAAUAAUGAAACUUUUGGGAAAGCAUCUAGGCACAAAGUUUUUGAUGACCAGGUGGAGGUAGACUCACAGGCUGAACUCGAUUUUGAUAAAUUGUUGAUGUCUACUACAAAUGAGCAACUAGUGUCAGUUCAAUCAGUACAGGGUAAUCCAGUGACCGAAACUGUGGAGAAAAAGAGUUCAGAUUGUGACAUCAAUGAUGUAAAUAAAAUACAAGUGACAAUUCAAGAAGAAUUAACAAAUCAGAGUAAAGGUGUGGGUAAUGGAUCAUGUCAAUCAAAUCAAUGCAAAGAAUCACAUGCUGACUUAAAGGAAGUAUCAGGAAAAUUCACAACAGGUAAUGCUUCCCAGAUGGGUGGGAUUCUGACAUUUUGGAGAAAACAAAAGCCUUCAGCAGUAACACAUACUGGUAGGCCCCGAUGGAUGUGGAAUCUUGCUCGGAAUAUUCCUGGGGCAAAAGUUAAGGAACCUUCUAAAGACGGAUUGGCAGGAAAUAGUAAUGGUUCAUCUGAAAGUGAGAAAGUGCCUCAAAAAGAUAAAGUUAAUGGGACAGCAACAACUAAUGAUGACACACUUCAUGAUGAAUUCUCAAAGCCAAAUUUUGAUUUAGAUUGUAGGAAACCUGAAGGAAACAACCAGGUUCCUGAGGAGAAAAGUAUUGAUGACUGUUUUAAGGAUGAAUCCAGUACUCCAAAUGCUGAUGUAGCUUGUGGGAAGAAAAUGUUCGAGGAGCAUGUGCCUCCUGGGAAGAGUACCCCAGCUUGUGAUGGUAAGAAAUCAUCUCAGGAAACAGUCACACCGUCACAUAUAGCAGUUUCUUCCACACCUUGUUUGGAACUGGUUCUUGAGGAUACUGAUGGUACCACUUGUAGUAAUGAUGUUAAGGGUACAGAAGUGCUUAAUGGUUCUGUCAUAAACACUUUACAGAGCAGUGCAGAAUUAAGCACUGGAUCAGGUGGUGAGGACCCAUCUAUUAAUUUGAGAAUUAUGGGACAAUCCAUUCUUCAGAAAAUUCAGGUCCUUGAAUCAUCUUUAUUGCAAGACUCAAUGUUAAGAAAGGAUGGUGCAGCACUGAAUGCAUUGACAGAGUUACAGCAAAUUGGCAAUAAGUUAUUACAAAUGAAAUAGCGUGCAAGUGUACCAGAGAUCAUGAAGAGUCCAAGUCAAACUUUUUGAUUAUUAUAUGAUAAGGUUCUUAUAAUAGUGAUUUUGCCUCGUGCAAGUGUACUGUUUCAAUUUCAUAAUGUCUUCAUCCAUAUUGUCUUUCAAAGAGGCUUUAAUUUUUACUCCAUCGAAAUCCCUUCCCUCUUCUCUUUUGGUUAUGCCUAAGCUAACUUCAUAGAAAGAGACUCGUGUAAAAGAUUUGUCCAAUCACAUGACAUAGGCAUGUAUCUCGUAUGAAGAUACUCGCCUGAAAUCGUUUGCAUGCCAUUGGUAUGAGGAAUUUUAGUGGACAAAAUAUCCUAAACUGUAUAGUGAGUGAAAAAAGAUUCACGUGUAAUUUUUUUGGGUUAUUAUAUUGUGUAUAUUUUUAUUCGUUGAAAA